Papaver somniferum (opium poppy) is the source of this 3444-nucleotide messenger RNA. RefSeq lists its product as uncharacterized. The transcript is spliced from 4 exons. NCBI's taxonomy places the organism in Eukaryota, Viridiplantae, Streptophyta, Magnoliopsida, Ranunculales, Papaveraceae. The record is from RefSeq and is a predicted model, not a curated record. Bases 1 to 3444 code for a protein of 1147 amino acids.
AUGGCAGAUUCUACUGAGACUAAACUUGAUAAGUUAUCUUAUGUUGUUGAAACUAUGCAAAAAACCUUCGACGACAGAAUAUCUAAAUUGGAGAACAUGCCUACACAGUUAGCAUCUAUUAUGGAAUUUUUAGGUAUUCAACCAAAAGAGACUGCUGAACCUUUUGGUAAGGAUAUGGAGUCGACUGGCAAACCAGGAGAAUCUACAUCUAAAAACAAGAAACAUGAAGCUUAUACUACUGGCAUAUCUGGGUAUAAACCAAAGAAACAUGAAGUUUAUGUUCUCAAUCCAAAAAAAACAGCAUCUGAAUACAAGUUGAAGGCAUACAUUCCUGCUUUUAAUGGAAGUUUCAAGAUAGAAGAGUUACUGGAUUGGAUUUACGAAGUUGAAGCUUUCUUUGAGUUUAUGGAUAUACCAGAUGAUACAAAAGUUAAACUAGUGACUUAUAAACUCAAAGGUGGAGCUGCUGCUUGGUGGGAAAAUAUUUGUGAAGAUAGAGUUAACUAUCAUAAACCUACAGUUUGUACUUGGACACGUAUGCGCAAGUUAAUAAGAGAUAAAUUUUUACCUCAGGAUUUCAGGCAACAACUCUUUGUUAAGCUGCAACAUUGUCAGCAAGGAGCUCGUUCUGUUGAAGAAUAUGUUGCUGAGUUUUAUAGUUUAGUUGCACGUAAUCAAAUUCAAGAAUCCGAGGAACAAUUAGUUACGCGUUUCAUUGAGGGUUUGAAUAUAUUGAUUCAAUACAGUAUGACUCGGUUUGCUUUUACAAUGGUAGAAGCUAUUCAACAGGCUAUCAAGAUUGAGAAACGUCUUUCUCGAUAUUCUAAGACUCCUCAACCUCAUCAACCUCGUUACAAUACCACCUACGCAGGUCGUAACUACCAAGAUCUGUACUAUUCUUCUUCUCCAAGUUAUAGUUAUCCAGAAGAGUAUACAACUCCCCCUCCACGUCAACAACAAACCCCAAUCAAUUUUACAUAUUCACAAACCCCUUUACCUACAAAUACUGCACCUCUUCUUCCUGCACCUAUGGAUAAUACUUCUAUUCAGAAAAGUCACUCUACACCUACACAUAUUCGAUUUUCUAAUCGUCCUCCACAACAAUUUCCUCCUGUUGCUAAACCAGCAAAUCCAUAUGCUAAGUUUCGAGGGGGAAAAUGCAAUAGAUGCCAACAACCUGGUCAUACUUCUGUUGAAUGUCGUAAAUUUAAUGGCUUUAUUGGAGAUUCUACAAACCACGAUGAGUCACAAGAUAAUGAAGAUUUGGAGGAUGCAUACGAUUCAGGUGACCCUACUGACAUCCAUGAUUCUUAUGGUGAACAUUUGGUAGGUAUUAUUCGUCCGCUCUUAUUAAGUCAACCCUGUCUUUCUCAAAGACACAAUAUUUUUCGAGCUAAAUGCACCAUUGGAGGGAAGGUAUGUGAUUUAAUCAUUGAUAGUGGCAGUGUGGAAAAUUUUAUCGCUGCUCAUGUUGUUCACAAACUUGGUUUACCUGUUUCUCCACACCCACAACCAUACACUGUUGGUUGGGUCAAUCAGAAUUCUACUCAGCAAAUAACUCAUCAGUGUGCUGUUGAUUUUUCUUUUCCCGGAUAUGAAGAUUCAGUGUUGUGCGAUGUUAUUGAUAUGUCUUCUUCCCAUCUUUUGCUUGGACGCCCAUGGAAAUAUGAUACUCAGGCGGUACAUAACUAUUUUGAUAACACUUAUACUUUUCAUCAUCAAGGAAAUUUAAAAAGAUUAUGUCCUUCACAAUCUUCUUUUUCUCAGUCUUUGGUAGCUACUAUUGCUCGCUCUUUGCAGAAGACUCAUACUUUGAGUUCUCAUGAGGAAACUAAGCCCAUGAUUCAUAUUCCAGACAAGGUACAACCAUUGGUCACUCGAUUUCACACUUUAUUUCCUGAUGAAUUACCUGUCACAUUACCUCCUUUACAAGAUAUUCAACAUUGUAUUGAUUUAAUUCCUAGAGCAUCACUUCCAAAUCAAGCACAUUAUCGUUUGAGUCCAAGUGAACAUGAAAUCUUACAAGGACAGGUUAAUGAUUUUUUGGCUAAAGGGUUGAUUAGACCAAGCAAUAGUCUUUGUGCUUGUCCUGCAUUCUUAGUACCCAAAAAAGACAAUGGUUGGAGAAUGUGCAUCGAUUGUAGAGGUUUGAAUAGAAUCACUAUUCCUUAUCGAUUCCAUAUUCCUCGUAUUGAUGAUAUGAUUGAUUUAUUGUCUGGUGCUAUCAUAUUUUCCAAGCUUGAUUUAAGAAGUGGAUAUCAUCAAAUCCGUGUUAGAGAAGGGGAUGAAUGGAAGACUGCUUUCAAACCACAUGAAGGGUUAUAUGAAUUGCUAGUCAUGCCUUUCGGAUUAUCUAAUGCUCCAAGUACUUUCAUGCGCCUUAUGAAUCAGGUUUUACAACCUUUUCUUGGUCAAUUUGUUAUUGUUUAUUUUGAUGACAUUUUGAUUUUCAGUCGUAGUGAGAAGGAACAUCUCAUUCACCUGUCCAAGAUAUUUAAGGUGUUACAAGAAAAUUCUUUGUUUGUGAAUCUGAAGAAGUGUACCUUCAUGUCCUCUGAGGUUACUUUUUUAGGAUAUGUAGUCUCUGGUAAAGGUAUUUGUGUUUAUCCUUCAAAUUUUAAGGUUAUUCGAUAUUGGCCUGUUCCUACUUCAAUCAAAGAUGUUCGGAGUUUUCAUGGAUUGGCUUCAUUCUAUAGACGAUUCAUUCGAAAUUUUAGUUCCAUUGCAGCUCUUAUGACUGAGUGUCUCAAACAUGAGAAGUUUGCUUGGACAGAAGAGGCUGAUAAGAGUUUUCAUAUUCUAAAGCAAAGGUUAUGUUCUGCUCCAGUUUUAGCUAUGCCUGACUUUUCUAAACCGUUUGAGAUAGAUUGUGAUGCUUCAAUCAUUGGCAUUGCUGUUGCUUUGGAACAAUGGCAUGUUUAUUUGGUUUAUCGAGAAUUUGUUGUCAAUACUGACAACCAUGCUUUGAAGUUUUUACUCACUUCUGCGAAGGUUAACAGAAUGCAUGAUCGUUGGUUGUCUACUAUCAACAAAUAUACUUUUUCUGUGAAACAUAAGAGUGAUAUCUACGCUGAGGAUGAAGAUUUUAAGCUAAUAUGGGAACAAUGUGGUUAUUUACAUCAUAGUGUGGAUGGUUUUCUCAUUCACGACGGGUUUCUUUUUAAAGGAAAUCGUCUCUGCAUUCCGCAGGGAUCUUUACGUCUUCAUCUUACUAGAGAGUUACACGGUAGUGGACUUGGUGGUCACUUUGGUCGUGAUAAAAAUAUUUCUCUUGUUGAAGAGAGAUAUUUUUGGCCUUCACUUAAGCGCGAUGUACAUAAAUAUGUGAUGAAGUGCAUGGUUUGUCAGAAAUCUGGAGGUACAGCUCAAAAUACUGGUUUAUACACUCCAUUACCAGUACCUGAUGCACCUUGGGUCGAUGUUAGUAUGGACUUUAUUCUGUGA